Molecule: messenger RNA, 1602 nt
Organism: Oldenlandia corymbosa var. corymbosa
Lineage: Eukaryota; Viridiplantae; Streptophyta; Magnoliopsida; Gentianales; Rubiaceae
Source: the annotation of a GenBank genome assembly
GUUCCUCUACGUUUCAAGCUCGCACUCUUUCAGUAAGUAAGCUUUCUUUUAUCCAUCUUUUCUUAUUUUCGUUUAUUUACUGCCUGAUUUUCGGUCUAAAUUCACUUCCGGGUAGUUUUAGCAUCGCGAUUUUCUCUCGAAUUUCUGUAUGUAUCAAUUGAUAUUUGAAUUUUUUUUUUUUUCUGUUGUCUGAGAGUUAGUAUCAGAAACUGUGUUCUGAUUGAUCUUAAAACUUCUCUUGAAAGUUCGAUCUUUGUGUUUCUUUUCUUGUUUGAAUCUAACCACCCUUCUUGGUGCUGUUGGUUUUUUAUUCUAUAAACAGUGGAAAACAUUUGAGGUGUACCUUGUAUUUUGAGAAUUUAUUGAAUAAAUUAGAUUAAAUAUCACUGGUAAUUCGAUUGGACUGCUAAUUACAUAGCUUUUUGAUAAUUUUAUGGUGAUUUCAGACAGCGAAUAGUUUUAUUCGAAUAGUUUUUUUUUUAAAAAAAAGGAGAGAUGAUAUAUGCAGUCACUUGUUUUUUCAGCGGACAAGGGUUAAAUAUGAUAAAACCGCACGAAUUCUUAGUUGUUACUGGCAUUGUAGAAGUAGUGGAAGUGGUUAAAAUGAUGAUUUGUAAAGGUGGUUCAGUUUGGGGGCAGAUUGUUAGAAAUAAUCAUAGAUGGGCUUUGUUUGAUUUUGUGGUUGUACCAUCUUAACAGGUUGUUGGUGAGAAGAAGAAGAAUAUGGCUGAGGUUGCUGCACCCGUCGUUCCAAGUGAUGAGUUGUUGGAAUGGCCCAAGAAGGAUAAGCGCCGGUUUUUACAUGCUGUCUACCGUGUUGGAGACCUUGAUCGGACCAUCAAGUUCUAUACUGAAUGCUUCGGGAUGCAGCUGUUGAGGAAGAGGGAUGUUCCAGAGGAGAAGUAUGCCAAUGCAUUUCUUGGUUUUGGCCCUGAAGACUCUCAUUUUGUGGUUGAAUUGACUUACAACUAUGGAGUUGACAACUACGACAUUGGGACUGGUUUUGGCCAUUUUGCUAUUGCAACCCCUGAUGUUUACAAGUUGGCUGAAAAUAUAAAGGCAAAGGGUGGAACUAUAACACGGGAGCCUGGACCUGUGAAAGGUGGUAAAACUGUCAUUGCUUUUGCCAAGGAUCCCGAUGGUUAUCUCUUUGAGCUUAUUCAACGUGAAUCUACUCCUGAGCCACUCUGUCAAGUAAUGUUACGCGUGGGUGAUCUAGAUCGCUCUAUAAAGUUCUACGAGAAGGCCUUGGGAAUGAGGGUGGUGAAGAAGACUGAUAGACCUGAACAAAAGUACACGAUAGCGAUGCUGGGUUAUGCCGAAGAGCAUGAAACAACUGUGUUGGAGUUGACAUAUAACUAUGGUGUGACAGAGUACACGAAAGGGAAUGCAUAUGCACAGGUUGCCAUAAGUACUGAUGAUGUUUACAAAAGCGCUGAGGUUGUAAAUCUUGUUACUCAAGAGCUUGGAGGGAAGAUAACUAGGCAACCUGGCCCAAUUCCUGGAAUCAAUACGAAAAUUGUUUCCUUUGUUGAUCCCGAUGGCUGGAAAACGGUUCUGGUUGACAAUGAAGAUUUCCUGAGAGAGCUUAAGAAAGAGUAA